GCAACACUGUUCAGAGCCGGACCGCAGAUAGCUUGAUGCUAGCACUCAGUUAUCGUUGGACACUAGCUGACUCAAAAGAUUAAAGAAUGAAGAUAGGCAUUACAAAUUGACAAUAGCUUCAAAACUACACGAGAAAACGGUUUAGGAUUCAUCUUUAAAGGACAAGAAGCCAUGUUUCGCUGUAAGACUGCCUGGUUUUCGAGCAGUGUGCCGCAAGAUCGUCUUGACUUUUGGAUGGCGGAAGGUGGGACCACCAUAGAUUGGAGUCAGGCAGACUACCUCUUCAGUGCAGAUGCAACAUGUCCCGACACGCUGACGAUAUUUGAAAGCAACGAUUACAUAUCGAACAAGGUCACUGUUUUCCACAGCUUGUUCCUGUCCACCUGUGAAAAGCGGCAAAGUGUGAAAUCAGUGUGCAUCGGCCAUUAUGUGCUGUCUCCAACGUCUGUGCAGGAUGAGGUGAGAGAAGUGGUUGGUAGGUUGAUUUGGGACCGUGAGGAUGAAGAAACCAUUGCGCAGGACGAACAAAAGUCUUUCUGCCUACCAGAUGUCCCCCACAGUGAGCAAGAUGCAAGAGAAAGCAUAUCUGAGGAAUCAGACAUGGAAUCAUCAGGGGGUGAAGCUCCCCUACCAGACCAUUUAAGAAGCCCAGUUAGUUGUGUGGCCCCGGGUAAACUGCUUAACAUGGAGACAGACUGCUAUGUCCCUGCGGGGUACAUCAGCAUAGAGAACCUUGCGAAAUAUUCUGGUGAUCUGCAUGAUGUGCAUCCUGGGGUUUUCAGAUGUUCAAAAUGUAAAGCCUGCCUUUGUUUGGGGCAGAAGUAUGCCAAGACACACUAAGAAAGGGGGAAAAAAAUAAUAAUAAUUACAGAAACAAUGGCAGUCUCAUCUUGUAUUCCUGGUAUAUUUAAUUUGUCUGUGUUUAAUUUCAGUUUGUAACAUGAAGGCUGCCACAUAAUUUGUACCUCUGGCUUUUCAAUGAAAGAGUAUAUGCAGAUAUAUUUGUUUUUCUGUAUUUGGAAUAAAAUAUGGAACAUGGUAGUGUUAUUGCACACCAAUAUAUAUUCUGUAAGUAUUCUACUUAUGGUUUAUGUUUUUUUGUUUCUUUAAAAUGUUUAGCUGAAGCCCACAGAUUUAAUGUAAACUAUAACUUCAUGGUGAUACUAAAUACUGUAUUGUCAAACAUUGCAUAAAAAUGUUUGUAUUUGCACAAAGA
Molecule: messenger RNA, 1216 nt
Organism: Gambusia affinis (western mosquitofish)
Lineage: Eukaryota; Metazoa; Chordata; Actinopteri; Cyprinodontiformes; Poeciliidae
Gene: terb2
Product: telomere repeat binding bouquet formation protein 2
Exons: 6
Coding region: 172-840 (222 amino acids)
Biological process (GO): meiotic attachment of telomere to nuclear envelope; homologous chromosome pairing at meiosis
Cellular component (GO): nuclear inner membrane
Source: RefSeq, a predicted model, not a curated record